UAAUCGUUACUUUUGUUAUUUGUUUAUAGAAGAACGUUUUACAUCACAGGUCACCUUCUUAUGAGAUGAAAUCAUAACAUUAGUUUUGCCACUGAUUGGUUGAUACAGAACGAAUGGCGAACAUUAGCCAAUCACCGUCCACUAGAGUUACAUUUUGGCUACAUAAAGGAACAAACGUGCUUUAGUUGAAUCGACCGAAACAACCUGCAUCGUGUAUAAUCCUUGGUCGAGAUAUCGUAGCAGACGACGCUCCGAUCGACUUGACAGCAUAGUCCGUAAUUUCACGUGUCCUCUCGCACAUCGCAUUGCGUAACUGGAGUCUAACUUCCAGGGAGGAGCUCCCUUUUUCGACAGAAUAGUGGCAUGAGUCGAUUAAUCUAUGGCAGAUCAACAAGAUCAGUUGUCAUCAGGGGGGUCUGUAGAGACGGCCGAUGCUUUAUCAGACACCUCUAAGCUUGGAGGGAAUAGCUCUGGCAGUGGUAGCAGUGGUUAUAGAAAACGACAAAGUACUGGUUCUAUUCCGGUCACUGUAGAAGAAAAAAGGCGUAGAGGAACUAUUGAUAACUCACAAUCAUCCGAAGUUUUUAAUAAUACUUCUUCAUAUAAACAUUUGACUGAUUCCUUUAAAACAGAGAAUAGAACAAGAGGUGAACGUAAAAGUCAUGGCAGUGGCUUAGAUUCAUAUCUAGAUACUGAUUGGAGGCCUCAACAUAAGGUUCAGCAAUCAAAUUAUAAUAUCAGUGGGAAUAGUACAAGAGUUCGUAGUGCAGCAAGGACAAGUUUGCCAGAGUUAAAUUUGAAGGCUAUCGACUGUAUUGCUUCAAGAACACGUUCUCGAACACCACAAAAUCCGCAAGCCGUAUCGCAAGGACAUAACAGUUUCGAUUUAUCACUAUCCAGUGGCUACAGUAAUCGAGAAGAAUUGACUUAUAACAACUUGGUGCCAACAUCAAACAGUACACCAGUUACUAGUCAUCCAUCUACAUCAAGAGGACGAGGCCUGAGGAUGAGCGAAUGUCUGGAAGGAUUUGUGUCUGCUGUCAAAGCACUUUUUCCAAUAUCAACACAAACGUAUCAUCAAGAAGGAUCAAAAUCACACGGUGGUGCAACUUGCGCAAGUAGCAGCGCGAAUAGUCCAGUUUUGGGUGUGAAGUCCAGCAUCAGAGUGGGUAACACAGCCAGUAAUUCUGUGGAGAGUGGUGGGGGGGCGUUGGCACAUGACGGGGCAGGCACUAGUGGCAUCACGACAACAGCCACUGCCAAUCCACCUGUGUCUGCCACCGCUGCUGCCAACCCUGCACACCCUCAUCCUACGCACAAGCAUAUAUUACGUCCUCGCGCAAAAUUCUCCAGUGAGCAAUCUAAAGAACUGCCAACUAGUAACAAAACUUCAGGAAAGCAUCAUAAAAAGGACUCUACAACGGGCACUUGUUCAAGCUCCAGACACCGCUCUUCGUCACGUGCAAGAAAAGCAGUGAUAGAAGGUGGUUCUGGAGGAGUAGGAAGUGUAAUGUCAGGAACUGAAUCAGUAACUAAUAGUGCUACUCCAACAUCGGUCUCAUCCACAGUUCCUGGCAACCAAUUGGUGACUACAACAGGCGAAGACGAAUCAGCAUCAACAGCUACAUCUGCCACUGCAAGUGGAGGACCAUCUGGAAUGUCGGCCACUACAGGAGACAGCGAAAGCGACGAUGGCGAAGUUGGAAGACUGCAAGCAUUGUUGGAAGCUAGAGGCUUACCCCCUCAUGUGUUUGGUGCAUUAGGAUCACGAAUGCAACAUUUAUUAAACAGAAGUAUGGGUGCAAGUUCUGCUGCUAAGGCACAACAGCUGUUGGCUGGUUUACAAGCUGUUGACGAUGAAGGUGAACAGCUACAAGCUGUCAUUGGAAUGGGUGAAAUUCUGGUUAUGGGAAACGAGGACACAUUGACUGGUUUUCCAGUGAAACAAGUGGUCGCAGCUUUAAUUAAUUUACUUGGAAUAGAGCACAAUUUUGUAAUAAUGACACAUGCGUGUCGUGCUCUUACUUACAUGAUGGAAGCUUUACCUCGUUCGUCAACAGUUGUAGUUGAUGCUGUCCCAGUGUUCUUACAAAAGCUGGAGUCUAUAGAGUGCAUGGAUGUGGCAGAACAAUGCUUAACGGCACUAGCCAUGUUAUCACGGAGACACAGUAAAACUAUAUUACACGCGGGAGGAGUAUCAGCUUGUUUGAAAUUUGUUGAUUUUUUCAAUAUCACGGCUCAGCGAGCUGCAUUAACAAUUACAGCGAACUGUUGCCAAAAUCUCCAUCCUGAUGAUUUUCAUUUGGUAGUCAGCAGUUUGCCUUUACUGACAAGUAGAUUAACAAAUCAGGAUAAAAAAAGUGUUGAGUGUGUUUGCCAAGCAUUUAGUCGUUUAGUUGAUAGUUUUCAACAUGAACCUAUAACUUUACAUAAAAUUAUAAAUGCAGAACUUCUUCAAAACUUACAACAGCUGCUUAUGAUUACACCACCUGUAAACAGCAUUGGUAAUUUCAUAACAGUGUUACGUAUGCUCUCUGUGAUAUCAAAUCGCUGUCCCGACUUGGCACAGCUGCUUCUGCAACAAAAUAUAGCGUUCACGCUGAGUUAUCUUUUAACCGGAUCGCUGGAAGUGAAAACGGAAGACGUAGAGUUAGUGCCGCGUUCUCCGCAAGAGUGGUUUGAAAUCACUUGUCUGAUCGAGGAACUCAUGCCUCCGCUACCAACAGAUGGUAUAUUUAGUGUAAAUAGUUUACUUGAAAGGACCAGUAAUCAACAAGAAAACGUUCAUUGGGAAUGGCGCGAUGAAAGGCAUUGUUGUCAUCCAUUUAGUACUAUCGAUUCUAGAAUUAUUGAGAUGGCAUUUCAGAAUGGCGAAGACGAGAUUUGUCUUUCCUCUCUAGGACGAACUUAUACGAUAGAUUUGACUGUGAUGAAACAAAUCAAUGAAGACAUUGGAGUAGCGCGAAGCAUUUUUCGUAGAGUAAAUACUCAUCCCACGGAAGGCAAAAGUCCUACUUGUUUAUCAAGCAUGGAUGUUAUACCUCCAGUAAUCGAAACAAACGAAUGGCUAGUGUCUUUUAUCCGAACAUUAUUCUCUGUCCUGUACGAAGUCUAUAGCAGUUCUGCUGGUCCUGCUGUGAAAUGUAAAUGUCUUCGAGCUCUUUUACGUAUGGUCUAUUAUGCUUCAACAGAUUUACUUAAGGAUGUCUUGAAGAACCAAGUAGUAUCAUCACACAUAGCGGGCAUGCUGGCAUCCCAAGAUUUACGGAUCGUUAUUGGAGCUCUGCAGAUGGCAAGUAUAUUAAUGAAAAGGCUACCACAAGUGUUUGGGGUUCAUUUCCAUCGUGAAGGUGUACUACAUCAAAUACGACAACUAGCUGACCCUGAAGUACCUCUUGGUGUUUCACCACCCAAGUGUCCUUCUGGUACAUCAUUACCAACCCCACAGCCAGGUCCGUCGAAUACAUCACUUUCUUCCACCACAAUGUUGUCUUCUAGUAAUGCCACGUCUCCAAUUGCUUCUCCAUCAACGAAUGGUAACAUAUUGUUCGGAACAAUUGCAACGUGUCAGUUGAAACCGAACCUUUCUGCAUCGAUGGAGACACACGCUAGAAACGAAUUAAACUCUACAGUAGAUGACGUAUCCACACCACAAAGUGCUCAUUUGAGACUCGGGGACGUGCUAAAAAGAAAACGGCAAAACAAGAAGGGCCGAUUUUCUAGACUAGGCGGUACAACGCCACAACAAACUCAACAACCGGAAUCACUUUUUACUGGUUUCACUACUAAAAACAAUCGAUUCUUAGGAAAUCUUAAUCCCGCUAGAUGGGGUCGAAAAUCGUCGUCUUCAAGUUCUACUAACGAUAAAAGAGAUUCAAGCUCGUCGACGAGUUUAUCGAAACCGCCAAGCAAUUCAAGCUUAACGGGAGGCAAUCGAGAUAAAGCUAAAGCAUGGGUACGUGAACAGGCUGCACAGUUCUUGACACGAUAUCAAGACAAUGCACCCUGCACACAUCCUGCAAUGACAGUCCUUUCGAGACUUACUGCUGCUAUACAACGGUUACAAUCAAACGAAUUGGAUGAAAUGUUAUCGGCGCUUACUGAAUUGCGAGAUAUAAUACUCGAAAGUGACAUAUCUCCAUUUGAAAUGAAUUAUAGUGGUCUUAUUAAAGCUCUGCUCAACUACCUCACUACUACAGAUGCUCCUGGUAAUCGUUAUGAUCGCCUUCGAAUGUUCUGGAAGUUGUUUGCAGAAUCGACUAUGCAGCAGAGCAACAAUAUUAUGGACCUUAAUCCUGGAGCUUUUGGUGCUCUGGUAACGAAACUAAACAGUUGUGUUGCACAGUUGGAACAAUUUCCUGUGAAAGUUCAUGAUUUACCAGCGGGAUCUGGUGCUGGUCGUGGAGGUACCAGUGCUCUCAAGUUCUUCAAUACACAUCAACUUAAGUGUAAUCUCCAACGACAUCCAGAGUGUAAUAAUUUAAAGCAGUGGAAAGGUGGUACUGUUAAAAUAGAUCCUCUUGCGUUAGUACAAGCAAUUGAACGUUAUUUAAUGGUUCGUGGAUAUGGUAGAAUACGGGAAGCAGAAUCUAUGGUCAGUGAUGACGAUAACAGUGAAGAUGAUAUAGAUGAUACUUUGGCAGCGGUAGUUAUAAGUCAAGGAUCAGCAAAACACAAACUUCAAUUUUUAAUUGGAGACGAAGUGCUGCCUUUCAAUAUGACUGUUUAUCAAGCCGUCAGGCAGUUCGGUUGUUCUGGAAUUGAUCAUUCUGAAGCAGAAGCCGAUGGUGAACCACCACUUGGUCAUGAUGCUGUAUGGGUACAAACUCACACAAUUUAUUACAGGCCUGUACCAGAAGAAGAAACCGCAACAUCACCAAAACCAGGUUCAAGUUCACAGGGUAGCCGCAAAGGUAAAGGAAAGAGUACAAAAAUCAGUUCAAAACGAAAAGAGGAUAGUUUGUGGCUUGAAGGAAUAGUUCCUCCACAACGAUGUCCACUUGAUCCUUACUUGUCUCCUACAUUGCCACCCUCAGUUACCAUUAUUGAUGCUUCAUUAGACGGUUUGUGCCUACUGCGACUUUUACACACGUUAAAUCGUCAUUGGGGUGUUCUAUUUCCUCACCUAAAAUGUGUAAGCUUACUUUCUCCACAAGACUUUAUUAAUAAUAAAAUAGCUGCGAAAGCGAGUAGACAGCUACAAGAUCCUUUGGUUAUCAUGACGGGAAACUUACCUUUGUGGCUACAACAAAUCGCUACAGUCUGUCCAUUCCUGUUUCCGUUUGAAACAAGACAAUUAUUGCUUUAUGCAACAUCGUUCGAUCGAGAUAGAGCUUUGCAACGUCUCUUGGAUUCUGCGCCAGAAUUAUCAGGAUCGGAUAGUCAAGAACGCGUUACUCCACGUUUAGAACGCAGGAAAAGAACUAUUUCGAGAACUGAUAUUCUCAAACAAGCGGAACAAGUUAUACAAGACUUAGCGUCUAGCAGAGCCUUGCUCGAAGUGCAAUAUGUUAACGAGGUUGGUACCGGUCUUGGCCCAACAUUGGAAUUUUAUGCUCUAGUCUCUCGGGAAUUACAACGUGCUGAUCUUGAUCUUUGGCAUGGAAGUUCAAAUGCUACUGAGACAGGAUACGUUAAUCCGUCGCAUGGGCUUUUCAUAAUGCCAAUAUCCUGGAACACUAAAGUAUCCCAUCUUGCAAAACUUAAAACAAAAUUAAAAUUCCUUGGAAAAUUUAUGGCGAAAGCUAUAUACGAUUCAAGAAUGUUGGACUUACCAUUUAGUUUAACUUUUUAUCGUUGGUUAUUGGGAGAAGAACAUACAUUGACGUUAAAUGAUUUAGCGCAUGUAUGUGCAGAUGUACAUCGAACUCUUAGUAGACUGCAAGACAUUGUUAGACAAAAGGAAACGAUCGAGAAAGAUCAGACGUUAAGGCCGCAUGAAAAAGUACAACUAAUAAAUUUUCUAAAUUUAGAUGGUUGUCUAAUUUCGGACCUUGGCCUUGUCUUUGAAUUACCUGGUUAUGAAAACAUCGAAUUAAGAAAGGGUGGAAGUGAGAUACCUGUUACUAUUUACAACUUGGAUCAGUAUAUUAAGUUGGUAGUACAUUGGUUCUUGUACGAAGGUGUCUUGAGACAAAUGGAGGCAUUUCGGGAAGGCUUCGAAUCCGUAUUUCCACCGUCGCAAUUAAGAUUAUUCUUCCCCGAGGAACUCGAAGCUGUAUUCUGCGGGCAUGCACAAACUGGUGGACAAUGGGACGUGAAAACGCUUUCAGAAUGUUGUAGGACGGAUCAUGGUUACACACCAGAUUCUCGCGCGAUACGAUUUUUGUUUGAGGUUAUGUCAAAAUACAACAGUGAAGAGCAAAGGCAAUUCAUUCAGUUCGUCACAGGUUCACCGCGAUUACCAGUUGGAGGUUUUAAGAGUUUAACGCCACCGUUAACAAUAGUGCGAAAAACUUUUGAUCCGUCUAUGAAAACGGACGAUUUCUUACCAUCCGUAAUGACUUGCGUUAAUUACUUAAAACUACCCGAUUACACGACUAUAGAAAUAAUGCGGGAAAAAUUGCGAAUAGCUGCACAAGAAGGACAACACUCAUUCCACCUUUCCUAGAAACGGAUGGAAAACCGGCGCGCCAUUUGCUCUUUUGCUAUCGCAUUGCCCAGGUUGAGACCAAUUAUCCAAACAACAAUUAAAAUAUUAAAGGGAAAGAUAACUGCGUUCGGUUCGAGACUCAGUAAUCGCAAUUUUGCACUUUAUACGAAUUUUUUCGAAGAUUACAUUUUUUUUUUAUUUUAGCGACAAUUCAUUUAAAUAAAUUCUAAUUUGAUGUUUACCUUUUUAUUUAUGAAUUUGAAUUGUGAUAUAUUUUAUCAGGAAAGUGCAAAGAUGGUGUUUUAGCUCUAUACUGUAUGAGUUUCCUCUUGUGGUAUUACGAACCAGGUAGCGCGGGAGCAGCCUUGUUCUAGGAAACUUAUCUUUGAUGUGUUACAAUAAUUAAUAAAAGUUGUAAAUAUAGUUUAAUAUACGCAAGUCUAUAUAAAUACUUUAUAUAAUAGUAACAAGAAAAAUGAUAUUGCUAUGAAACUCUAUACUAAUUACAUAUAAUUUAGUUUGAAGGGACGUUUACUAGAUAUAAGUAUAAGUAAAUUUUAUAUCAGUGGUGCAUUUAGCACCGCCAUGAAUCGCCAAUCUCAUGCCUCACAAUUCGCAGAGAACGUGUCACGAGCUAAAAUCAGUAAACAAACUGUGCGCUACAAAAUGAAGUGGCUCAUGGCUUCAUUCACCAUAACAAAAAAAAAAAAGCAAGAAAAAAAAAAAAAUAAUAACUUUGAAUAUAAUAGCGUGUUUAAUGCCCAUCGUUUUAUUUUCAUAAUCGAUCUCUUGUGUUCGCUGCUUAAUUUACAGCGUCUGCGAGCACUGUGCGAAUUGACGUGCAACACUCCUAUAUUUAAGUUUAUUCGAUGUAUCACCAAUUAAACUUAUUUGAUAUUUUUAUUCUAGGUAAGAUAGUCCAAUUAAUACUUUACUUAGCUGUGUAAAAAAUGCAGCCAGCAUCGCCAGAUCGAGUCAUCGUAAUAAUAUAUGAAUCGAAGAAAAUUCUUAUAUCCACUUACUUACAGGCAAAGUAUCUAUUUAUGAAAAAAUGUACGACAAAUGUAUAAUAUGAAAUAGAAUGGAUAUAAAGUCAGCGAAGCUGGUGUAUCAAAUGGAUUAUACAAGGUACAUUAAUUUCUUAUAUCUCUGUAGAAAUGUGAUUCUAAACAAAAAUUGUGAGCAUAUGAAUUGAUCAAAAGUAGAAAGACAAU
Molecule: messenger RNA, 7806 nt
Organism: Colletes gigas
Lineage: Eukaryota; Metazoa; Arthropoda; Insecta; Hymenoptera; Colletidae
Gene: ctrip
Product: E3 ubiquitin-protein ligase TRIP12
Exons: 25
Coding region: 380-6610 (2076 amino acids)
Biological process (GO): proteasome-mediated ubiquitin-dependent protein catabolic process; DNA damage response; protein polyubiquitination
Cellular component (GO): nuclear speck
Molecular function (GO): zinc ion binding; ubiquitin protein ligase activity
Source: RefSeq, a predicted model, not a curated record